GACGAGUUAUAACGCUGUUUGUUCGACGUUGAUAAAAAAGAAACAUGCGUUUCAUAAUCCAAAUGUGUUGCUUAUUAUGUCUACUAAAACGUUCUGUGUGGUCAAAGAAUGUCAUGCCUACUUUCUUACAACCUAUUCAACAUAAAAUUCGUUUUACCAAUUUUGAAAUGAUCGUCAACCAGUCUAUUGGAGAAGUAAAAGAAGCUGCUAUCAAGCAGUAUUAUGAUACACAGAUAUGGGAUCUGGACUACUUAAUCUAUAAGAAAGUAGUGGCACACCGCAUGAAUUUGGAGCUGAAUAAAUGUAAAGAGCAUUUCAUAGAUUGCGUUAAUAUUAGAACAUUUGAUUAUAUUAUUUUGUGUGACAACGAAAAUACUGUUAUGAAAUUUAUUAAAGCAGAUUACAUUAGCCGAGAAAUGACCUGUGAUAUCCAAAAAAAUGGUGGGAAUUAA
This is a messenger RNA of Adelges cooleyi (spruce gall adelgid), 452 nucleotides long. RefSeq lists its product as uncharacterized. Bases 45 to 452 code for a protein of 135 amino acids. The transcript is spliced from 4 exons. NCBI's taxonomy places the organism in Eukaryota, Metazoa, Arthropoda, Insecta, Hemiptera, Adelgidae. The record is from RefSeq and is a predicted model, not a curated record.